This is a messenger RNA of Cryphonectria parasitica EP155, 2414 nucleotides long. RefSeq lists its product as uncharacterized. The transcript is spliced from 3 exons. Lineage: Eukaryota; Fungi; Ascomycota; Sordariomycetes; Diaporthales; Cryphonectriaceae. Gene Ontology annotation, biological process: phospholipid transport; mitochondrion organization. The coding region runs from base 210 to 1799 and encodes 529 amino acids. Gene Ontology annotation, cellular component: ERMES complex. Gene Ontology annotation, molecular function: lipid binding. The record is from RefSeq and is a predicted model, not a curated record.
ACCUUCCAUAUCUUUUAUCGAAUCGAUCAUCUCGAGCAUCGAUCGAUUGUGCAGUCAUUAUCACUGCGACAUAAUAAUAUCGAUCACGCCGUCUGUCAAUUCCCACCCGGCGCAUCCCGAUAAUUUUUGUGCUUAAUCGAGAUUCAUCAUCUUGCGCCAACGCUCGACUGCGAUGACGAGGCAUAUCAUAUCCUAAACACGCCCGCGCGAUGGCCUUCAACUUCAACUGGUCGCCUCUCACGGCCGAUGAGGACUUUUACCAGCGCGCCCGCGACCUGCUCACCACCGCCCUGAACAAGUCCCCGAAGCCUCCCAUCAUUGUCGAUGACAUCCUCGUCACCGAGCUCAACCUCGGCUCCGUGCCGCCCGAGCUGGAAAUACUGGAGAUAGGGGAUUUGGCUGAAGAUCGCUUCAGGGGCAUAUUCAAGAUGUGCUACAGCGGCGAUGCCUUCCUGACCCUCAGGACAAGAGUUCAGGCAAAUCCCCUGAACACGUACCUGCAUUCAAAGCCAGACUUCACGUCCCCACAACCGCUGGCCGCCUCGUCGGGGCUCACGAUCCCUCUGUCGCUGACGCUCUCCGACAUCAAGCUGUCGGCGUUCAUCAUCGUCGUCUUCUCCAAGCAGAAGGGUCUCACCAUCGUCUUUAGAAAUGACCCGCUUGAAUCGCUCAAGGUCUCCUCGACCUUCGACUCUAUCCAGUUCGUUAGAGACUAUCUGCAGAAGACGAUCGAGGGAAAGCUCCGUGACCUGAUGAUGGACGAGCUGCCGGCCAUUAUUCACCGGUUGUCGCUGCGCCUUUGGUGCCCGGAUCAGAUCCCCAGGGAUGAGGACGGCGCCCCAGAGACCAGCGAGCCCGCCGUUGAUCCUUUUGCCAGCCCACCACAGGAUGCGGUGGAUGCGCAUGGCAACUUGUUGGACCCCAGCGAGAUCUCCAACUUGUCUCUGGAUGGAGGGCCUGAGCUGCAGACGCUGUUCUCUCAGAAGAACCUCACCAGGCUGGCAUCACUAAGCGACUGCAACCGCACCAUGUCUCUUUUCACCCCGUCCCUGCGUGAUGUUGUAUUCAGGGCCUGGGCCGGCUCACAGGAGAAAUCUGAUUUCACCAGCCCACCCCUGGCAACUCCCAGCCUGACCAAGGCCCACUCGUUCCAGGCGAACUCGACAACGUACACCUUUUCCGACACGAGUAGCUUAGACCAGGGCUAUAUGCCAUCAUCAAGGUCAUCCAUGGUUAACCUGAACUCAGCCGCGACUGGGCUGUCGCUCGGAUCAGGGAGAAAUUCGAGGUCGAAUGCUGGCCGCAAGAAGAAGACGCGUGUGGUGAAUCUCCGACGCAGGCACACCGAGGGCACGGUCGAGAAGCCUCUGGUGACUACCAUCAUCCCCGAGGAGCCCGAAGACCAUGCUCCAUUGUCACCGACCAAGGUGCGGUUCGACAGCGUCGCUGCAGCCGACAGUCUCACCCGUCCACCCUUGAAGCCGGAACUGUACAACACGGAAGUAUCUCAGACACUGUCUUCUUCCGAGAAGCAGCCUCAGAAACCUCAACAAACAGCAUAUGUUCCUGUGACGCAAUCGUCAGGGAAGACCUCCGUACCGGCCGACACCAAGACACCCUUCGAGUUCAGCCCACGAAGAGGGCCACCAUCCGAAACGUCGUCUGCAAUCUUUGAGCAAGCCUGGAUUCAAAAGAUGGCUGGCGAGAUUGCCCGACGGGUAUACGACGAAAAGCGGCGCAACCCCGCUUUCUGGGAAGAUCGCGAGGAUGGGCCUCCACCAGCGUAUGAGGCUCAGUGAUAGCCACACAGCGUGCACAAAUUUCUUAUGUCUCCAGAGCAAUUUCCUAUCCGGUUUGGCGUUAUACCCCAUGGAGCCACGAGAAUGGUUUUGUCCUUUGCUCUUUUCUAUUUAUCGAGAAUGAUCCUGCAUGGCGUUCAGGCUUUGGGGUGGAACACAAAAAAACUUUUUGGCGGCGAGAAGAUGUGAUCUCAGUUUGGAUAUUAUAGGGCGCCAUGAAGGGGCGGUCACAUGGCAUAGAUGGAUCAGAGGAUUGGCCCUGCCUCCACAACCAAGCUUUAUACUCACACUCGUUCUUGCCUUUUUUUCCUCAGACGGAAUUUCUUUUGUUGGUUGGUCGAUCAGAACGGCAGAGACUUAGCCGCACCUUGAUGGGUGCACGUGUACAGUUGUAAAGUACAGCAGAAGAAGAUGGUGAUCAAGAAGAAGAAGAAGAAGAAGCACGAAGGACACCCAGUCGUCGUCAUACUACGAUGAUAUAGACGGAUUGUGUGCGCGUGCGCGAGAUGAGACAGAGAGCGCCUGCGUUGCUGGCCAAACCUGGGACGUUCCCGUAAUGAUGAGACUCCCACCUCUACUCUACAUAUACAAAUCACAUAAAAAUCCCUCUAAACC